Messenger RNA from Andrographis paniculata, 1480 nucleotides. Its product is annotated as probable protein phosphatase 2C 9. Lineage: Eukaryota; Viridiplantae; Streptophyta; Magnoliopsida; Lamiales; Acanthaceae. Gene Ontology annotation, cellular component: cytosol; nucleus. The record is from RefSeq and is a predicted model, not a curated record. The coding region runs from base 372 to 1217 and encodes 281 amino acids. Gene Ontology annotation, molecular function: protein serine/threonine phosphatase activity. The transcript has 6 exons. Gene Ontology annotation, biological process: protein dephosphorylation.
ACCACUGCGAAACAGCGAUGAAGAAGAAACAAAACAGCAGAAGGCAGCAAAGUCAAUAAGGGGAGGGAAGCCUGACCUCCAAGUCUCGCCAUUCUCGCCCUCUCUCUCUCAAUCACACAAUCAAACCGCUUAAUUCAUCUUUCCCUCAAUUUGUUUUUCUCGAUUUCGCCCCUAUUCGGUGAUCCGAUUACGCGUUCUUUUGUUGUUUUCUUCAUUUUGUUCGCGGCUUUACAGUUGUUUUGUUGGGAAAACGUCGGCGGUUUUGUUUUUUUCGUCUGAUUUGAGUCGGUUUUUUUAGGUUUUUGGCUAUUCCUGUGAGGUAGAUGUUGAUUAUUGCUGCGGUGGCGGUGAUUGAGGCGCUUUGAGAUAACAUGGAUAUCGAUAUUCUGUGCUGCUUCAAAUGCUCGGAGAUUGGAGGAGGGCGUUCGUCGUCUGGGUCGGGGAAGGGAAAGAGCCACCAGGGGAAUGCUAAGUAUGGAUUUGUAUUAAUAAAAGGGAAGGCAGAUCAUCCCAUGGAGGACUUCCAUGUUUCUAAAUUCAUGCCGGUCCAAGGGCGUGAGUUGGGGCUGUUUGCCAUAUUCGACGGCCAUUUGGGGGACAGUGUGCCAGCUUACUUACAGAAGAAUAUGUUUCCCAAUAUCUUGAAGGAGGAGGACUUCUGGACGGACCCGUGUAGGUCUAUCGCAAAAGCUUACGAGAGAACUGAUCAGGCGAUUCUAUCGCACACCCCUGAUCUCGGCAGGGGUGGCUCUACUGCAGUCACUGCCAUUCUGAUCGACGGCCGGCAGCUAUGGGUGGCCAACGUUGGAGAUUCACGGGCAGUCCUUUCCCGGAAAGGGCAGGCCAUACAGAUGACGAUCGAUCAUGAGCCAAACACCGAGCGCGACAGCAUCGAAAACCGAGGUGGAUUUGUCUCGAACAUGCCAGGAGACGUCGCGCGAGUGGAUGGACAGCUGGCUGUUUCUCGUGCCUUUGGAGACAAAAAUUUGAAGACGCACUUGCGAUCCGACCCGGAUAUAACGAGCGCUGAUAUUGAUGCAGACACCGAUCUCCUCAUCCUCGCCAGCGACGGAUUAUGGAAGGUGAUGUCGAAUCAAGAAGCUGUGGACAUUGCGAAGAAGAUCAAAGAUCCUCAGAAAGCGGCGAAAGAAUUAGCGUCGGAAGCACUGAAGCGAGAGAGCAAGGACGACAUCUCCUGCAUUGUCGUCCGAUUCUGAGCGGUAUCGGAUCGAAGGACGCCGUGCAGCUCUCUCGGCGCAGUGCCUCCGGCCGCCUCCGACGAUGGAUAAUGACAGAUGAAAUGGUGCCGGAGAUUGCGAGGUACAACAGGUGCUGCUGUUGGCUGUCUAUAUAUAUAUAUAUAUAUAUAAGAAUGGUUUUUCUCUGUGUGAAAAAAAAAAAGAAGGCUUUUUGUUGUUUGAGUUUACUAUUGGUUGAUUUAUGCUUGUUUGUUUCUUCUUGUGUAGAGAUUUUUACCAUU